Dovyalis caffra is the source of this 351-nucleotide messenger RNA. The record is from the annotation of a GenBank genome assembly. NCBI's taxonomy places the organism in Eukaryota, Viridiplantae, Streptophyta, Magnoliopsida, Malpighiales, Salicaceae.
AUGGGGCUCGACGAAACAGAAAGUAUCAGCAUUAAGAAACUUCUUGGGCUUAAGGAGCAGAAAUUGACCCUAAGGGUGCGGGAAUUAGAAUAUGAUCUAAUAGAGGAGCGGCGAAGGGAGCCGUUACCAGUGAUCAUAAAUGGGAAUGAAGGCAUCAGGGUGGUCGGUAGGUCCGAGAGCACACCAAGAAAGCCUUUCAAGGAGCACUUCAAACAGGAGAUGGCUAAACAAGUUUACAAGGAAUUUUUUGAAGUGGCCGAAAAGAUCCCCACUGGCACCUUUGAAGGGACUAGCGCCAAGCUCGAAAUUAAGGAGAUCCGAAAAUGGUUGGAGCCUCGAAAGAGGAACUAA